AUGCUUCGCGAGGGCGGCCUGUUGUCAUUAUGGCGUGGGAACGGGAUCAGCGUGUUGAAAAUCGCCCCUGAAACGGCACUCAAAUAUGGUUCGUAUGAACACUACAAGCGAUUUCUCACGUCGGGAGUUAGUAACGCCGAUUGUAAUCCUAAUAGUCCAUUCCUCUCUCUCUCUCUCUCUCGACUUUUGGCAUUCUAUCGCGGCUAUUUUGUCAACUUGUUAGGCAUUGUCCCAUACGCCGGAAUCGAGCUGGCACUGUACGAACGUUGCAAAUCAGCCUAUGUGCACCGCUUCAUGGCGGAGGAUAUGAAUAGCUGCGGUGGAGCCGCAGAUGUUCAUCCCCCAACUUAUGUGAUACCCGUUCUAGCUGGAGUGUCGUCCACUUGUGGCAUAGUGGCCACAUAUCCGGCUAGCUUAGUCCGUGCCAAACUUCAAGCCGCCUUUUGGAGCCAGACCACACAACAAAAAAUCACUGCCAUCAACUUGUUAAAAACGAUCUGGAGAGAAGACGGAAUAGCUGGUUUGUAUCGCGGUCUGGGUACCAAUCUCGCUAAAGUGUUACCUGCGGUGGGUAUCAGUUUAGCUUCAUACGAGGCCCUACGUCGCGAAUUCAAUCUCGGCCCUCUUGGAUCUGGAUGA
Echinostoma caproni is the source of this 639-nucleotide messenger RNA. The record is from the annotation of a GenBank genome assembly. Lineage: Eukaryota; Metazoa; Platyhelminthes; Trematoda; Plagiorchiida; Echinostomatidae.